AUGAUUGGUGGACGAGUGACAUAUCUCUGCGGGUGUAGCUACUACACCCACCCUCAAGCAAAGCCAGUCUACCUUCCGCGUAUUGGCAUCAAAGUCCAUGCAACUAUCCUCUCGUCCGUCUCCAGAACAGUGCUCACUCAAACGUACACAAACCCAUCCAAGAACCCCCUGGAAGAAGUUUCAUACACCUUCCCGCUCUACGAUGGCGUCAGCGUAGUAGGUUUCAACUGCCUGAUCGGUGACCGCACCCUGCACAGCCGCGUCAAGCCACGCAAACAAGCCAAGGCGGAAUACGACGAUGCCGUCUCAAAGGGCGAGUCCGCGGCGCUGAUGGCCCAUUCGCUCAGUGCCUCGGAUGUACUCUCCAUCCGACUUGGGAAUGUUGGACCUGGAGAGACGGUUGUCGUAGAGAUUACGCUUGUCGGGGAGCUGAAGCAGGAUGCGCAGAGUGACGCGGUGCGGUAUACGCUGCCUAAUUCCAUUGCGCCGCGGUAUGGCUAUCACCCGGGGAAUAUGAGCAUGCCGCCCGAGGCAGAUGUGCAGGGUAUCUCGAUCACUCUGGAUGUACAGAUGGAGAGUACGGCUGUUAUCCGGGAGAUUCAGUCGACGAGUCAUUCGCUGAGUGUGGCGCUGGGACGGGUGUCGGCAUCGGCGUCGGGAUCCAGUGGGUCUGACAAGGCGUUCAAUCCGGCGCAGGCGUCUGUAAGUGUCAAUCUUAAGGAAGAUUGGACGGCUCUGGCUCGCGACUUUGUGCUCCUUGUCAAGGCGGAUGGACUCGACACGCCCCGGGCGAUGCUGGAGACACACCCGGUUAUCCCUACCCAACGGGCGAUCAUGACGACUCUUGUGCCGAAGUUCGGCCUGGAGCCAAUUAAGCCAGAGAUUAUCUUUGUGAUUGACCGCAGUGGAAGUAUGAUGGACAAAAUCGACACGCUCAAGUCGGCCCUCAGAGUCUUCCUCAAGAGUCUCCCGGUAGGAGUGUGUUUCAAUAUCUGCUCAUUUGGCAGCAGGCACUCCUUCCUCUGGAAACAGAGCCUUUUCUACACUGCCGAGAGUCUUCAGGAAGCUCUGAGCUUUGUCGACGGUGUCCGUGCAAAUAUGGGUGGAACGGAGAUGCAGGAGGCCGUCGAGGCCACGGUCCGCAGUCGGAUGAAGGACAAGGAAUUGGAAGUCCUGAUACUGACGGAUGGGCAAAUCUGGAACCAACAGACACUCUUCGGAUUCAUUCGCGAGACUGCAGCUGACAACGGUGCGCGGUUCUUCUCGCUUGGAAUCGGCAACGGGGCGUCGCAUUCGCUCGUCGAGGGGAUAGCACGGGCAGGGAAUGGCUUCUCGCAGAUGGUGGUGAACUACGAAGAGCUGGACAGGAAGGUAGUGCGCAUGCUCAAGGGAGCGCUGACGCCACAUAUUUUCGACUACAAACUGGAAAUCGAACAUGAUGACCCUGUCGAGGAGUUUGAGGUCGUUCUCCCGGAGCGGCCAAGGGCCAUGCCUGUCGACGAGGCAGAAAUGAAACAACAGCCGAUUUCUCUCUUUGAUGCAGACUACAAGGAGGACGAGCAAAAGACGGACGAAGAGGCCCUGCCGGUUCUUACACCUCCCCAAACCCUUCAAGCGCCGUACAAAAUCCCACCUCUCUACCCUUUCAUCCGAACCACAGCAUACCUCCUAGGUUCAGCAAACAUGCAGAAUCCCAAAGCCCUCAUUUUCCGAGCCACCUCAAAGCAAGGCCCGCUUGUCCUGCGCAUUCCAAUCAACGACAUUGGCACGGGAGAGACAAUCCAUCAACUUGCUGUUCGAAGAGCAAUGAUCGAGCUCGAAGAAGGACACGGCUGGCUCGCGGCCGCAACCAGCAACGGAAACUCAUUCGAUAAUCUCCAUCCCACCUCGAAAGAACGCAUCAUCGCCCGCGAAUGCGAGAAACUCGGAACCCAGUUCCAAGUAACAGGCAAGCGCUGCUCGUUCAUCGCUCUCGAGAAAGACAGCACCUCGGACCAGGAGAAAGAGACGGAUAUUGCCAACCUGCCUACUUCCAAGGCUACUGGCGAAGAAGGUGCCGUCUACCAGGCUAGCGGAGCAGUACCCGGCCCUCCUCACGCCAGGUGCAGGAGGCUAGCUUCAAAAGCGCAUAGAAUGAUAGCGCCGUCGCCGCGGCCACCACCACCGUCACAAGGGACCCCAUUCAGUGCAAGUUUACUAGCAAGAAAAGCACCAAAAUCGUCUUUGAGUUCAGAGCAGGGCUGGGCUAAGGCUCCAACGGCCAGGGAAGUUCCAGAGUCGUUAUUCGGUGCGCCUGGAAUUGCAAAAUUCGUGGAUACAAGGGUAUCACAACCUCCACCCCCGGCUCCAAAGAGGGGAUAUGGAUUUAAUGCUCAAAUGGACCCAACGGUGUGUCCUCCUGCCGGACCCGCCCACGUCUCGGAUUUGAUGGAGAUGGAUGGCGCUGUUGGGUAUACCCUGGCCUCUCCUAUCUUGUCUUCUACAUUCAGCAACGAGACGGCCGGGGCCGCAAGCCAGGUUCACAGAAUCAUUGCCUUGCAGUCGUUCGAGGGGUACUGGACAUGGUCCGAGGAACUGAUGAACGCCUUAAGGCUGGACGAGCGGGAUGUUCGUGCUCAGCUGAUGAAGCUAUUCCAGAAGGACAGUAGAGGCUCUAAUCUGACGGUCAUAGCGACCAUGCUGGCCAUGGCGUAUCUCUCCACUCACUGUGCGGCACAUCGUUCGGUCUGGGAAUUGGUGUACGACAAGGCCGAGGGGUGGAAGCGACAGCAGCUCGUGGAGAUGGGUGAGACGGGGAGUGUCCUCAAAGCGAAGGAGAAUGAGAUCACUGCCUUGGUAUGA
Molecule: messenger RNA, 2841 nt
Organism: Aspergillus fumigatus Af293
Lineage: Eukaryota; Fungi; Ascomycota; Eurotiomycetes; Eurotiales; Aspergillaceae
Product: von Willebrand domain protein
Exons: 2
Coding region: 1-2841 (946 amino acids)
Source: RefSeq, a predicted model, not a curated record